Hermetia illucens (black soldier fly) is the source of this 1612-nucleotide messenger RNA. Its product is annotated as protein disulfide-isomerase-like. Lineage: Eukaryota; Metazoa; Arthropoda; Insecta; Diptera; Stratiomyidae. Gene Ontology annotation, molecular function: protein disulfide isomerase activity. The transcript has 2 exons. The record is from RefSeq and is a predicted model, not a curated record. Gene Ontology annotation, biological process: response to endoplasmic reticulum stress; protein folding. Bases 84 to 1334 code for a protein of 416 amino acids. Gene Ontology annotation, cellular component: endoplasmic reticulum.
CCACAAAAAUGACACAUUGCAUAUGAACUUCAUCCACUUUUAUUCUUUUUUUAGUAUUUUACUUAUUCAGAUCGUUUUUCUAAAUGGAUUGUGAAAUAACACCUAAAACCUUCAAUAUCAAAUCUCUUGACCAAAGCAACUUUUACGACACCAUCAAGUCUACAAAAUUUAUUUUAGUUUUGUUUUUUACUGAAAAUUGCACAAUAUGUCUCAGUACGGACCCAGAAUAUGCCGAUGUUGCAAGACGGUUAACCGAGCAAUUACCAGAGGUUAAGCUCGGAAGAAUGCAGUGCGAAGGAAAUGAAAAGAUAACAGAAGAACUCAGAAUAACCGAAUAUCCAACCCUCAUUUUUUUCCGAGAAGGAUUCCCAAUAUACUUCCCAGGGGAGGUUCGAAUUAAUAAGAUCCUUGAGUGGGUUGAAAACAACAUCAGACCUUCGGUGAAAACUAUUACGACCAUUCAAGAUGCCAAGGAAUUUAUUUCCAAAAAGAAGCUUUCGGUUUUAGGAUUCUUCCAAUGUUUGAGGAGUGUAGAAGCAGCAGUUUUAGCUACCAUUUCCUGCUGUUGCCCUCGGGUAGCCUUCGCACAAACUUCAGAUAAAACGAUAUUCGAAAAAUACCAAGUUAAGGAGAACUGCGUUAUUCUGUUCAAAAGAGUGGAUGAAUACCAAGCUACCUUCGCAGGUCCUUUCAACGAAAAAGAUCUUUUAAGCUUCGUUCGAACAUAUUCAACCCCACUAAUUUCCGAAAUUAAAAGGGGCGAUACCACAAAGCCCCUCAUACAAGCAUCAUCCCUUCAUUUGCUUCUCCUAGUAUCAACUGCUUCGGGACACUUAACAGAAUAUGUAGAACCAUUGUGUGAAGUAGCCAAGGAGUUCCGAAACAAAGUUCUAUUUGUUAUAGUUGAUCCAGGCGAAGAAGGCAACGAAAGACUUUACGAACGGCUGGGGGUUGAACUUUACGAUACACCUCAGUUUCGUCUGAUAGACUGGGAUGCUGGCCCCUUUGGAACGCCUUAUAAACCAGUGACCAGAGAAAUUACCCCUGAUCACGUUAGGAAUUUUCUGAAUAGCUACUUUCAAGGGAACCUGAAAAGAUACUAUGCAAGUCAACCUAUCUUACCUGAUUGGUGCUCUGGCGAUGUUAUUGAACUUGUCGGCGAGAAUUUUGAAGAAAUAGUAUUCAAUAAAUCAGAGGACGUUGUAGUUAUGUUCUACGAUCCUUAUUGCACGCUAUGCCACUUUUUUGAGGACGACUAUGCACAGGUCGGAUUCCAUUAUCAAGAUCGUAAAGAGGUCCUGGUUACUCGAAUUAACAUAAGAGGAGACGAAUGAGGAAGUUGAAUUGGGAGAUUAUCAGUGUUACGACAAUAUUCUCACGUUCCUCGAGACCGGCGGGAAAAUAGGAAAAUUCAAGCCGGAGCGUGAAAUUGAAGACGCCAAGAAAAGAUGCCAUGUACAUUACCACUAAAGAACGUAAGAAUGUACCCUGGGAUUCCAAAGAGAACUGUAGGCCUGUAAUAAUAUUCCACAAACAAGUUUUACGUGAAAUUGUAAAUCAUUUCAAGCCCUGUAUAUUUUUAUCGAAUAAAGUGAGGUUUUUUUUUAAAAGU